AUGGCCGCAAUAAAGCGAGACUUUGGAUCGCUAGAGACUAUGCAAGAAAAACUCCCUGACUUCCUUGUACGCUUCAAUGCGCUUACUGGAGAAGAAAUCCUU
Molecule: messenger RNA, 102 nt
Organism: Ostertagia ostertagi
Lineage: Eukaryota; Metazoa; Nematoda; Chromadorea; Rhabditida; Trichostrongylidae
Source: the annotation of a GenBank genome assembly